ACCAAAGCUGACAUUAUUCAAGAAAAAUUAUCAAUACCACCAAUUCAUGUCAAAAGGAACAUAUCUGGAAAUUUAUAUUUUGGGCGAUAUCGAUGGAAAAACAAAAAAGCUGAAUACCCAAUUCUAUCUUCAUUAACAUACCAGUAUUUGGGAAUUUCUUCUACAUCAGUACCUAAUGAAAGCCUUUAUUCU
This is a messenger RNA of Entrophospora candida, 192 nucleotides long. The record is from the annotation of a GenBank genome assembly. Lineage: Eukaryota; Fungi; Glomeromycota; Glomeromycetes; Entrophosporales; Entrophosporaceae.